AUGGCCGAGAUGGGGAAAGGGGUCACCGCCGGGAAACUGGCCAUCAACGUGCAGAAGAGGCUCACCAGAGCGCAGGAGAAGGUCCUGCAGAAGCUCGGCAAAGCGGACGAGACCCGAGAUGCUGCCUUCGAGGAGAUGGUGGCCAACUUCAACAAGCAGAUGGUAGAAGGCUCCAAACUGCAGAAAGACCUGAAAACCUAUGUGACAGCAGUGAAAACUCUGCACGAUGCGUCACGGCGGCUGCAGGACUGUCUGGCCGACAUGUACGAGCCCGACUGGUUUGGCAAAGAGGAGAUGGACGCGUUGGCAGAGGACACAGACACGCUGUGGUUGGACUACCACCAGAGCAUCACGGACAAAUCUGUGACCUCCAUGGACACGUACCUGACUCAGUUUCCUGAUAUUAAGGCUCGUAUAGCAAAGCGCGACAGGAAGAUGGUGGACUUUGACAGCGCCAGGCAUCACUUCGCCUCCUUACAGAAAGGGAAGAAGAAGGACGAGGCCAAGAUCGCCAAGGCGGAAGAAGACCUGGGUCGAGCCCAGAAGAUUUUUGAGGAGCUGAACGUGGAGUUACAAGACGAGCUUCCUGCACUAUGGGACAGUCGUGUUGGCGUCUAUGUUAACACAUUCCAGGGCCUGGCAGGUCAUCAGGAGAAGUUCCACAAAGAUAUGAGCAAGCUCAGCCAAAACCUGAACGACAUCAUGACCAAACUGGAGGAGCAGCGGCAGCUCAAAAAAGAUGGUACUGCAGCAGCAAAGACAGAAGAUGGUGCAAAGAGUGAGGAAGCCGACAUCAGCGAAACGGCCAGUUCAGCACCAAAGGUGAGGCAGAGGCUCGGCCCUCCUCCCAGUCGGCCCCCCCCCAGGCCGUCGCUGACUCCGGACCCGGGCCAGCAGCAGGUCAGCCUGUUUGACGACGAGGCCUCGGCGCCUGACUCUAAAGCCGAGUCCGCCACGACGACAACGACACAGCAGAGUGCUGUAACCAAUGGCUCUGACGGCGAGCUCCCUCCAGGAUUUAUCUACAAGGUAAAAGCGAUACACGACUACGACGCCACCGACGGCGAUGAGCUGGAGCUGAAGAUGGGAGAUAUUGUGCUUGUUAUGGGUUUUGACAACCAAGACGAACAGGACGAUGGCUGGCUCAUGGGUGUGAAGGAGUCGAAGUGGUUGCAGGAGAAAGAUGCUUCCGCCAAAGGUGUUUUCCCUGAAAACUUUACCCAGAAGUUUUGAGGCUCGUGAAACCUAAAA
This is a messenger RNA of Limanda limanda (common dab), 1251 nucleotides long. RefSeq names its product bridging integrator 1b (gene bin1b). Bases 1 to 1233 code for a protein of 410 amino acids. Gene Ontology annotation, molecular function: phospholipid binding; tau protein binding. NCBI's taxonomy places the organism in Eukaryota, Metazoa, Chordata, Actinopteri, Pleuronectiformes, Pleuronectidae. Gene Ontology annotation, cellular component: plasma membrane; cytoplasm; synaptic vesicle. The record is from RefSeq and is a predicted model, not a curated record. The transcript is spliced from 15 exons.